This is a messenger RNA of Tyto alba (common barn owl), 2183 nucleotides long. It is a transcript of the gene FAM8A1, whose product is annotated as family with sequence similarity 8 member A1. NCBI's taxonomy places the organism in Eukaryota, Metazoa, Chordata, Aves, Strigiformes, Tytonidae. The record is from RefSeq and is a predicted model, not a curated record. The transcript is spliced from 5 exons. The coding region runs from base 56 to 1147 and encodes 363 amino acids.
AGGCGUCUUCCCCGCGCAUGCGCGGUGAGGGAAGGCCCUCAGCGUCAGAGGGGAGAUGGCGGAGCCGGGAGCGGGCCGCACCGGCGCUGAGGCGGCGGCGGCGAUGGCGGAGGGCGGCAGCGAGAAGAGGAGCGACGGCCUCACCGAAGGGGAGCCCGCCGCCACCGCCGCCGAGCCGUCACCGCCGCGCCCUCCUCCGGCGGCCGCUGCGGGGGGGGAGGGCGGCGGGGCGAAGCCGCUGAGCGCGGCGGAGUACGCGCGGCGCGUCCACCAGUGGCUGUGGGACUCGUACUGCGGGUACCUCAGCUGGCAGGGCUGCCUGCCCGCCCUCCUCGCCGCCGCCCCCCAUCGCGUCGCCGCGCCGCCGCCGCCCCCCCCUCCUCCUCCUCCUCCUGCUUCUUCUUCCCCUCCGCCCGCAGCGGCCGCCGCCGCCUACUACAGCCCCUUCUACCUCUUCGCUCCGGCGCCGGCCCACACGGCCGCUGCCGGGCCGGGGCCCCGCGCUGCCGCCGCUGCCCCCCCGGCUUGGCCGGGCGCGGCGGGAAGGUUGACCCCCCUGCCCAGGGCGGCCGGCGGCACCAGCGGCACCCCCCCCAGGGAGACGGGGCGGCCGGCGGGUCGGGAGUUCAUUAUCCCAUCGUUGGCACACAGGUUCAUAGCAGAGAUGGUGGAUUUUUUUAUCUUGUUCUUUAUAAAGGCAACCAUUGUUUUAAGUAUUAUGCACCUCAGUGGAAUAAAGGACAUCUCUAAAUUUGCCAUGCAUUACAUAAUAGAAGAAAUAGAUGAAGAUACAUCCAUGGAGGAUUUGCAGAAAAUGAUGAUAGUAGCUCUCAUCUACAGGUUAUUAGUCUGCUUCUAUGAGAUAAUCUGUAUUUGGGGAGCAGGUGGAGCAACCCCAGGGAAAUUCUUGCUUGGACUGCGAGUUGUGACAUGUGACACAUCUGUCCUUAUUGCGCCCAGCCGUGUCUUAGUCAUCCCGUCCUCUAAUGUCAGCAUGACAACGUCCACAAUACGAGCUUUGAUCAAGAAUUUUUCUAUUGCUUCAUUUUUUCCCGCAUUCAUUACACUGCUGUUUUUCCAGCACAACAGAACAGCCUACGAUAUUGUAGCAGGAACUAUUGUGGUAAGAAGAAAUGGAGUCAGAUGAUACCGAAAGAUGAGAUUUCCAGACUCAUUUUGAACAUCCCCUCCCACCCCCAGUGAACAAAGACCUACCCCAAAACUGAAAUUGAGGUGUCUGUCAGAAUCUUUUGCCCAAAUGAAAUGGGAACUGAUUCAGAAGCUAAAGAAAAUGUUUUGCUCCCGUAUGAUGCCAGCAGCUACCUUCAAAGUGUUGGAGUUUUCAUAAAUGCCAAAGAAGUUUGGGAGAAACAAUACAUACUAAAUCUGGAAGUAUUAACCUCUGGUUGAUGAGAAAGUGGCUGUGUUAGCUGCAGAAAGGAGCUGUUCCUUUCGUCAGUCUGUGGAAAGCAGACACUGAAAAAUACUCCACCUUGAAAGAGGUGUCGCUCCUACAGUUCUGGAUGUUGGCAGGUAACUAGAAAAUCAAGUUGUUUUCCAAGCAGUUGUUUAAGUCAUAUGAUAAACUCUGAGGGGAAGAGAACUGCAGUAUUAAACAGGAAGGCAAAUCAUGUUAAAAUUAAGUUGUCAUGGGUGUGGAGAGAGAGAUGAGCAGUUGGUUAUCGUGUCUCUAACCAUGGUCAUCAUGUCAGUGUAUUAUUGCUUCACACAGCAUAUUCCCUCGCCUCUAAGUAUUUUAUCAGAACACUGAUGUGAAAAUUUUUUGCAUGAUUAUCUCAAGCAUUGUCACUUAUUUCACAUGUCAAAGCUAAUAAAGAGGUGAAAUAAUAUCUGCUUUUUCUCUGGGAAGGGUGUGUUACGCUGCAGUGUUAGUGAGUUGGUGUGUGCAAAUAAUUUUGGAGCUAUGAACAGUACAGAUCGUGCUAACGAAAGGUAACUUUUUUGCUUCUGUUUGGAGUGAAAGCACUUGUCUCUUGCAUUAUAAUACCAGGCAAAACAACUGACUGUUUCAGGAGCAUGCAGAAAACAUUAACCGAAAUGUGUUAUGGGUGUAAAUCUACAGAAGUACAAAUACCAGUUAUUUUCACUUUAUAAUUCUGGCUAAUUGUUUGUAUAUUCAGAAUAACUUAAAUACUGAAUAAAGAAGCCUAAUUUUGCAUGAA